AUGGCUCAGCAUGAUAUCGAGGCUGGUAAGAUGCAGAGCAUGGAAGAGAUGCUAAAAAUUAAGAGCGGAAAAAAUACCGAGGGUGGUGAGUCAUCGAGCAAGGCAGAGGCGCCUGCUGAGAGGGUGACCAAGGAAGAGCUGCUUAAAACUAUGAGUGAAAAAAAUAUCGAGCUGCCUUCCGGGUUGGUGACCGACGAAGAGAAGCGUAAAAUUAAGAAGAUGUACGACGCCGCCAAUUUGGAGGCAUUAAGCUCAGGAGGACCGGAGCAUCGGGAACAGCAAAUUACUAAGGCUGAUUCAGCCAAUGUCGCAGAACUAUACAAAGCAGCAAUGAAAGGAAAAUGGAAAGAUGCUAAAGCCAUAUUUCGCAGGAAUGAAAAUGCAAAGACCACAAAAAUAUCCAACCUUGGCAUGACAGCCCUUCAUGUGGCGGCGAGCUGUGGGCAGUCGGACUUUGUGGUGCAAAUAGUCAAGACACUAACUAAGAAGCAGCUUGAAGCCACCGACCAAGUUGGCCGCACUGCUCUUCAUUAUGUGGCCUUAGCUGCAAAUGCGGAGGCCGCCGAAGCAAUGGUGAAGAAGAAUCCAGAUUUGCCUCACCUUGGGGAUUUACAAAACCUCACUCCCCUCUUCUAUGCUGCUAAAUGGCGACAUCCAGAACAAAGCCAGGAAAUGGUGUAUUACCUCCACCUAGUUACUGAGGAGAGAGAACCUUGUUACCCCUUCACGGGUGAUUCAGCUGCCGAUCUCAUUAUAGCAAUGACUGCUUCGGGGUCCUAUGAUACAGCCUUGUGUACGCUCAGGAGAUAUCCUCAAUUAGCUCUUCGAACAAAUGAUCAAAGAAUGUCCGUACUUCAUGCACUUGCAAUGCAGCCUUUAGCGUUUCGGAGUGGACAUAAACUUUCUAUAUGGGAAUCCUGCAUCUAUGAAUUAAUAAGGGAGGUGUCCAAGAUAAAGGAAAGGCACCUGCAAGCACUUGGAAUUGUAGAGUUUGUCUGCGAGCAGUUAAAAAAGGAAGAAGAUACCAAUUCUGUUCAGGAAUACUUCAUCCCUGAUAAUCAUACCCCAAUCUUGCACUUAGCCAUAGAGCAAGGAGCUUUUAAACUUGUAGAAGAGUGUUUAAAUCAUUUUCCUGAUCUAAUUUGGUAUGCAAACAGAAAAGCCAAACUGUUGUUAUUGCACGUGGCCGUCGAGCAUCGCCAAGUGAAAAUAUUUAAUCACAUAAUAGAGUUGAUCGGAAAUAAUACAAAGGCCUUUGCCGAAUUACAAGCUGAUAAGGGAAAUAAUAUCCUUCAUUUGGCGGCAAAAUUGGCUUCUACAUCUCAAGUCGCUUCUGUGCCAGGUCCUGCAUUUCAGAUGCAGCUAGAAUUCCAAUGGUUCAAGGCCGUGGAAGCAAUAGUCUAUUACGAGUUAAGGAUAAAAAAGAAUGACGAAGGGAAAACUCCUCGAGAAUUAUUCUCUGAUACCCAUGAAAAGUUGCUAAAGAAUGCAAAGGGAUGGACGAAGGAUUUAUCAAACUCAUGCAUGGUGGUAGCUACUCUGGUCGCAACAGUUGCAUUUGCUGCUAUGAUCACCGUACCCGGUGGCAAUGAUAGUGAGACGGGCAUGCCAGUUCUGGCGAGGAAAAAACUUUUCUCAAUAUUUUCCAUAUCAAAUGCAUUAUCCAUGAUAUCCUCUGCAGUUUCUCUGCUUAUGUUCCUUUCGAUUCAAACAUCGCGAUACAUAGAAGACGAUUUUCUGGAGUCACUUCCCAAGAUUUUGUUCAGAGGUCUAGUUUUCUUGUCUAUUGCUGUAAUUACAAUGAUGAUAUCUUUUGGCACAACAAUUGGACUGUCACUUCAAUCAAGGCAAAAGUGGGCUUACAUUCCCAUCACCAUUGUGGCCUGUUUCCCUGCCGUCAUCUUCUUCUGGUUGCACCUUCCUUUGCUUUUACGAACGGUCCUUUUCCAUUCUCGACCAGGCAUGUUUGGGGGCUACCAUCUAUUGGCAGAUGACAUGGCUUGA
Molecule: messenger RNA, 2004 nt
Organism: Coffea arabica (coffee)
Lineage: Eukaryota; Viridiplantae; Streptophyta; Magnoliopsida; Gentianales; Rubiaceae
Source: RefSeq, a predicted model, not a curated record